GGGGAUGCGGAUGCCAUAGCAACAGGCCGAUUAGAUCCAGACCUUUAUAUUCACAUUUAUUUAUUUAAUAUGUCAUUUGCAUGCGAUGCGCGCCUGUGUGGACGUGCCGGAUCGACCUCUGGGUAUUGAGUCAGAGUGAGAAGUGAAUUCAGCUUCUGAACGGAGGAGCAGCCUCCUAUACCGCUCAACAAGUUGUUUUAAUUUCAAGGAGGCUUUUUGAAUUCACCACAGCGCACUGUUUUACCCUGGUGAGGCUAAUUCUACUGAAAUAUAGAGCCUUUUUAUUUUUUAUCUUUCCUCGGUGCCAUAAAGGAGGAAAGGACAUCCGUUUCCCUAGUCUGGACACAAUGACAUUGAAAGUCGGCAGAAGUGGGAAUAGAUGGUAGCAGCAGCAGCAGCUGAUGAAAGAAAUGAAGAUUUCGGGCGUCAGACUGUGAACACCUGACCAGGUUAAUUCCGGCUUCAGUUUUUAGAAAGCAGUCCAGCUGUAGAGCCGGUUGUGUCUCUUCUCUCCGGCUGUCUGAGCGCUUCUGACACGGGCAGGCAACAUUUCGGCGCGCCUUCCAUCAUGAGUGUUUUUCCACUCGGAUACUGAAAAUGACAACGUGUCGCGGAUUCCGUGAAAUCAUGGGCUAGAUUUGGGAUCAUUUGACUUGUUUUCGCCGUCUUGUUUGUCUUGUUUUCCUCUGUGCGUGUUUCUGGUGUGCGUGUCAGAAUGAAUCAGCGCGCCUUGGAGUCUGAGCGCCUGUGUGUGCCUAUAAUGUGCGUCCCAUAUGUCCAUUAACAACCCAUCCCUCCUGACAGAGGAUCAAGUGUCCUUGUCAUUCAUCCGCGGAUGAAUGUUCCCCUUUCUGCCACCUCAAAUCAUCUCUUACAUAAUGAUAGGCUAUUUGUAUGAAAAUAGCCAAAUUGGGUGAUCAGCCUGGAUGUAUAGGCGACACAGACAGGGCACCGACGGCCAAUGAGCGGCGACCUCCGUUAUCUACAAAAGACCGGGAAUCCGGUGCCAAUAUGACCGGCGUCGGAGCUUUGAGGGCGGCUGUGGAGAGGAGAGGGAGGGCCUCGGGGGGAGAGAAACGUUUCAAGGACGAGGAAGGAGGACUGAUUCAGAAACAUCUGUAAGGACAAAAGAGACUGUGUGAGAAAAGAGGGAAAGUGUGGCUGCUGGCGUCACAUGCACUGGCAGGGUGAAGGAUUUAAUGUCUGGAUGGGGCUGUUUCCAAGGGCACUGAGGUAAGCAUGGCCACAGCGGCGGAGAGAGGGCGGAGGUGUGAUCUGCCCGCUCCAGGAGAAUGACUGGAGGCACAGAGACUACUUUUCUUUAGCUUCUGCAAUUUAAUAUUCACAUUGACAUUUAUACUGUAGCCUAUAAAUAUAGAUAGGUGGACUACAUUGUAGAGUCGUUUUCCUGAGGGUUACAGGUUAUAUUCACCCUCCUCCUCCUCCUCCCCGAGUUGGGAUGGAUGGAGUGGCUGGAGGUGUGGGUACCCCCAGUAGCGCCGGGGGGUCUGGGGGUGACAGCCUCCCCAGACGUAACGGGGGGGACUCGAAGCGGCGCAGUAAGGGCAGCCUGCCCUCUCCGGGUUACAGGCUGUCCCAGGCCUCGCUGGAAGGGGAGAGGGGCUCCUUCGGGGCGGACAGCACCUCCUCGGGUGGCCGCGGCCGUCGCCUCUCCAUCAUGAGUUCCUCCACAAGGGACGGCCUCCCCUUCCGCACAGCAGGCACCCCGACCACUCCGGUGCCCCUGCCGCCCCCGCCCUCCUCCUCCUCCGCCACGACCCAUCCUCCUCCGCGCUCAGUGGGCUUUGCAGCGACCCGCGCCGCCCUGCCCUCCACCUCCUCCACAGGAACCGGAGUGAUGGUGGUGGCCACCGGCCCGGAGACCACCACCACCACGGCGUGCAACACCACAGCAGCAGGCAGCCCCGAGAUGAUGGGUCUGUCUGGACUGGGUAUGUUCGGCAUGGGGCUGGACGGGGAGGACUACAGCACCUCCAACCAGAGCACCUUCAUCCAGAGGCAGUUUGGAGCCAUGCUCCAGCCGGGGGUCAACAAGUUCAGCCUGCGCAUGUUUGGAUCCCACAAGGCUGUGGCACUGGAGCAGGAGAGACUGAAAUCAGCAGGGUCGUGGAUCAUACACCCAUACAGUGACUUCAGAUUCUACUGGGACCUGUUGAUGUUAAUGUUGAUGAUGGGGAACUUAAUCAUCCUGCCAGUGGGCAUCACCUUCUUUAGAGAAGAGAACACUCCCUCGUGGAUCAUCUUCAACGUGGUCUCUGAUACUCUCUUCAUGGUCGACUUGGUUCUCAACUUCAGGACCGGUAUCAUCAAGGAGGACAACACUGAGAUACUGCUGGACCCCAGGGCGAUCCGCCAGAACUACCUGAAGAGCUGGUUCCUCGUGGACUUUGUGUCGUCCAUCCCAGUGGACUAUAUUUUCUUGAUGGUGGACAGUCUCGACUCUGAGGUCUACAGGACGGCCAGGGCGCUGCGAAUCGUCCGCUUCACUAAAAUCCUGAGCCUGCUUCGACUGCUCCGCCUGUCCAGGCUCAUCCGCUACAUCCACCAGUGGGAGGAGAUCUUUCAUAUGACCUAUGACCUUGCCAGUGCCAUGGUAAGGAUAGUUAAUCUGAUCGGUAUGAUGCUGCUGCUGUGCCACUGGGACGGCUGUCUCCAGUUCCUGGUCCCCAUGCUGCAGGACUUCCCUCCUGACUGCUGGGUUUCCAAGAACCUGAUGGUGAAUGACACAUGGGGCGUGCAGUACUCCUAUGCUCUGUUCAAAGCCAUGAGCCACAUGUUGUGCAUCGGGUACGGUGCCCAGGCUCCAGAGGGGAUGACUGAUGUGUGGCUCACAAUGCUCAGCAUGAUCGUAGGGGCCACCUGCUAUGCCAUGUUCAUCGGACAUGCCACCGCUCUCAUCCAAUCACUGGACUCCUCACGACGACAGUACCAGGAAAAGUACAAGCAGGUGGAGCAGUACAUGUCGUUCCAUAAGCUUCCUGCAGAUGUUCGGCAAAAGAUCCACGAGUACUACGAGCAUCGAUUCCAGGGGAAAAUGUUUGACGAAGAGAACAUCCUGGGAGAACUCAGUGAACCACUUAAAGAAGAGAUAGUCAGCUUUAACUGUCGCAGCCUGGUGGCUAACAUGCCACUGUUCGCCAAUGCCGAUCCUAACUUUGUGACUGCCGUGCUGACCAAGCUCCGCUUUGAAGUGUUCCAGCCUUCAGACUUCAUCAUCCGCGAAGGCACAGUUGGAAGGAAGAUGUACUUCAUCCAGCAUGGACGAGUCAGUGUGCUGACCCGCGGCAACAAGGAAACCAAGCUGAGCGAUGGGUCUUACUUUGGAGAGAUCUGUUUGUUGACUCGAGGACGGAGGACAGCCAGCGUCCGUGCAGAUACAUAUUGUCGUCUGUACUCUCUCAGUGUGGACAGCUUUAACGAGGUUCUGGAGGAACAUCCGAUGAUGCGGCGUGCCUUCGAAACUGUUGCUGUUGACCGAUUGGACCGUAUCGGCAGGAAGAACUCUAUACUCCUGCGGAAGUCAUCCCAGGUUGGUUCUCUGGGGGGCAGUAUAGGUCGUGGUGGAGGUCGGGGUGGAGGGGGUCCAGGAGCUGGCGGAGGCCUGGCAGCAGGUGGUCUGGGUUCCUGUGACAGCAUGCUGGUGCAACAGAUCGUCAAACAUGACAGCAUGCCGGCCAUGCAGGACGCCAUCGCGGCCGCUGCUGCAGGCAGAAGCGGAGUCAUGGGAGGAAGUGGGACAGUGUCUCCUCGGCCACGCCCGGUCAUCUGGGCACCGCUGGUUCACGCCCCCCUGCAGACUGCUGCUGCCACCAGUAAUGUAGCUAUUGCUCUCAUGCACCAGCAACAGCAACAGCAGCAGCAGCUGCAGCAGCUGCAGCAGCAGCAUGCACUUGGAGGUGCUUUCUUCCUGCCCUCCCCUCUUAUCUCUCCCUCUCCGUCCUCCUCUUUCCCUCUGUCUCCCCCUCGUCCUCCUGUGUUACAACCUCUCCGCCCCUCUGUGAGUUCUCUCAUCGGGAUGAUGACAAUGGGAGGGAUGGGAGGGAUACCGGGUAUACCAGGGAUGCCAGGGAUGCCAGGGAUGCCAGGGAUGGGUGGUUUGUCUCCAAGAGGAUUUCCUGCCUCUCCCUCCACCAUGGGCCCUCCUGGUGGGUUGACAUCACCCCCUGUCGCUAAAACUCCACCCAUACCAGCCUCCUCUGUCCCAACUUCUGUCCAACAACAAGGAAGGACUCUCCAUUACAGCCUCCGUCUCCAGGCUGAUCACCCCUCCAUGAUGGCUGGAUCAAUAGGAACCCAGACAGGUGCAGGACCACCAACUCCACUCCUUCAUAAAAUACCUGCCACCAACCCCCCUCCUGCUGGUGGUGCCCCAUCAGAUGGCAACACAUCUGUGAUGGGCCAGCAGGGAGCAAAAGAGGCACUGUUACGUUAUGGAGGAAGCAGCACUCAGGGUCUGCCAGCACUGGGCAGACUCACCCAGGAGGCCAGACUGCUGUCGGCCUCGCAGCCCACUCUGCCUCACCGCUCCUGGGCUGGAGUGCAACCUCACCCGCCUCUCCACAGGAAGGCCUCUGGUGGUAACUUGCUGGCGGCUCCUUUCCUGGCAGGUCAGUUAGCCAGGGGAAGCAGUGCGGGCAUGCUGACCUCUAACAUUCCAGUACAGCUGUUGACAAGUAUACCGUUCAAUGCACAAGCACAAGCCACAGUUCCUAUUCAGCCUGGAUUAGCGCCAAAUUUGCCCCCACAAUCUGCCCCUCACCCUGCAUCUGUACCUACAGCCGUACCCAUGCCUUCUGCUGCUACUAUGCCAUCUUCUUCCCCUCCAAAGCAGACACCACUUUCCUCUGCUGCCCCUUCACCUGCACCCACCCCCUCGCCUCCUACACCUAUUCUACCCCAGACACCUCGUCCCAAACUAAUCCCAAUGACCCCCUCUCGCUCCUCCUCUCCUCCUCCCUGUUCCACCCCUCCUCCAGCAGGAACAAACCCGCUCUUGCUCUCAUCAACUCCUCGUCCCAAACCGAUUGCUCCACCCUCUCCGCGAUCUUCCUCUCCCUCUCCCUCCUCCACACCACCUCCAUCUUCUGUUUCUACCCCUGUUCCAAUACCUCAAACUUAUGGGCCCAAGACAUCUUUUACCUCCUCUUCUCCCCCUUCCUCCUCUAUCCCACCACGUCCCCAGAGCCCCAGAGCCAAGGUGUCCAAUACACCUCCUUCUGCUUCACCGCUGUCUGGCCUCAGUCCCACCCCAACCCCAAUCCCUUCUCCGAUACCCACUCCCACUCAGACUUCCCGCACCCGCACUCUUUCACAAUCCCUGACACCUACCCCUACACCUUCCCCCCUUCCCAUUCCUGUUACUUCUGUCCCCCAUGUAAGUAAAUCCCAGAGUCCAACCCCUUGUCUCCAGCCCUCCGUCUCCAGCUCAGCCAGAGCCCCCACCUUGUGCCAGAUCCCCAAACAGUCCCCAACCCAAACACCAGCUACUACUAGCUCUCCAAGUAGAAUAACUUUCUCAGUCCAUCCCGUGAAGCAAACUCCGGUUCUUAGUCCAAGCCCCAUUCCAAGCUCCAGUCAUUCCACCAAACCAACCCCAGCAACAACCUCAUCCUCAACAACUUUAUCCCCAAAGCCUUUUACUACCACCUCUCCUUCCACCACCUCUUCUAGUAUCCAAUCUGCCUCUCCUCAAUCCCUAAAGCAAAUGCCAACCACCACAGCUGCCCCUACCCACUCAACAAAACUCAAUACAUCCGCCACCCCUGCCCAGACCUCUCAGGCAUCCACCACUACUCCCACCCAGUCAGCACAUGCAGCCACCCCUGCCAACACCACCUCCCCUAAAGAUGGGAAAAAAGACCCUCAGCUGCCCGUCACCAGAAAAGACUCAGAGGGACUAAGACACAAACUGCCCGCCAACAUGUAAGAAGUUCUAAUACAAUGUUGGACUUGUGUUGUGGCCGGUGCUGAUUGGCAGAGCCAUGGAUAUACAGAGUUGUGUCCAAGUUGGCACCAUCCAACGAUGUCGUGUGGACAGGUACAUCUUGUUUGCAUUCACUCUAGGAUGUGAUUGUCUUAGAACAUCAGGUGUUCGUGUGACUCUCAACCAAGCCAUCGAUCAAGGAAAAAGACUUCAAGAGUGUGUUGAGUGGUUGGUGUGUUGAUGCGUGCAGGCAAUGGUAGAGUCCAAAUGUAUACAUACAUAUCUGUGUUAGUGAUUGUUGGAGCAAGCAGGGGAGCUGAAGAGGAAACACAUUAAAAUGGAAUGGAAGCAAUAGCUGAGAAAAAAAGUCUCGAUUUUCUUGACAAUGGAAACAGCAAUACAUGUGAAACAUUUGCGGCUCUCAUAAUGUGACAGGAAAUUACCUUGACUGAUAAUAAUAAAUGCGAGAAAAUAAUAAUCUUGCUGCUGUUGGGAAGAAAGUCUCAGUUUCAAUUGCAGGCACUAGAGCAGACCAAAGAAAUAGAAUAAGACUAGAACGGAUAUAAUUCCCAUUACAAUCAACAUAGCAGGAUAGUUAGCACAUCAGACAUUUUAUUGCCUACUGCUACCAAAAUAAUCUGUUGUAACAGAUUCAUUUCUUUGUAAACUUUUGUAUAAACCAACUUGCACCAAAUUGCUGACUCACUGUGAGGUUUUGCAAUAACUACCAAACGAGCAGCAGAGUGCGAAGCAUGGAGAACUUGCUGCUAAAUGAGUCAAAUUUUAAUUUAACUAAAUGACUCAUCCACACACUCUUGUCACAGCAUAGGAAAGCACAUUGCCAUGUUAAGAUGAGUGACAACUUUGUUCGGCUCAAUUUCUGUAACCAAUGGAACAUUAAAGCAUGGUUUGAUUAGCAAGCUACCUAGCAAUCAUCCCUUAAUGUAACUGUAUCCCAAAUCGGACACCGUUUGCCUAUGAUUCUAUCAAAACUUAACAUUGACUACUAAUAUAAAUGAUCAUGUUAUGCUUCCAAUUAAUUAAAUGGUGUGAAACUAAAGUCUAACUUCUUAUCUUUUGAACCGUAUAUUGUUUUAACCAUCUGCGUUAGGCUUGGGUUUACCAGAGUCGGCAAAAGGACACUAACGCCGGUGAAUUAGCCGUGCGCUAACUGUAUCCCAAAUCGAACACUUGGAUUUCCUCGCUGUAAAACAGUGGGGGCUGCUGAGUUUUUGGGGGGAAACUGAAUGUUUCUUGGUAAGCCAAAUAAAUAACACUGUUAUCAACACACCCGGACCACACUCCUGUCCUUCACAAUAAAAUACAGUACAGUAAAAAUACAGAUGUACUCUUAAGAUCGUUGCCUGAGUGUCGCCCAGGCGUUCUUACUGCUUUCUCUCAUCAGAGUUACUUUCGAGUAUUGUGAUUAGACAUGUUAAUCUCCAUGUAAAUAAAUGAAAUUUCACACGUAGAUUGUUAAAUAUAUAUAAAUCAAUUACACCUACACUGGUGGUGGCGAUCUUAUUGGAAAUAAACCCUGAAAUACCGGAAAGUGCGGCAUUGCAGAUGUGUCCGAUUUGGGAUACAGUCUCUAUAGUUAGAGGCUUCACUGGUUACAGAAAAUGAGUCGUAUUCCAAGCUAGUGGCCAACCACAGUCGUUCUGCCACAUUUUCUGCUUCUACUAGACUACUAUGCUAGGAGGAGAGCAGAGGGUACUUCAGCAUCAGCUAGCUAAUUUGUCAUCCAUCCUUACCCUCACCUGCCAACACUCUUAACGGCCCAAGUCUGACUCAAUGGAUCGUUUUUGUAGGGGUAUCAUUGCUGCAUCCACGGCAAUUGUACGAUUGUGAUUGGUUUAAAGAAACACAAACAAGCCAGAGUGUUUUUUAUCGUAUAGCAGAGUGCUAAUAGUGGCUGUGGAGGUUGGCCUAGCUAUGUGACAACUAACAACAAUCGUCAUUCUGUCAUGUGCCUGCCAAACGACCAUGGCCAAACGUGCAGUGUUGUUCCAGUCUUAUUCUAUUUCUCUUGAGCAGACACUUUUCGGUUUCCAGCUCCAACUCCCUCUUGCCUCCCAUUCUGCACCAAAGUGUAAUAUUUUCUCAUCAGAAUAAUAAUAACAAUAAGAUUAUAGCAUUUAAUAAUCACUGUAAAGUCGACGCUCAUAUGAAUUUGAAUAAUUAGGAGCAGUCCUCUGGUAGUUUUGUUGUCCCAGGUGUGUGGUGUUUAGUUUUUUGAACAAGACAAAACAUUUUAACCUACCUGUUCACUCUGACGACUUCUGUAAAUUGUGUUUUUUUUGUGUGACAGAUAAUACUGCUCCUUCGUGCACCGUGGCUCACUUGGUUUUUGUUCCGGUCGGCUCCCUGUACUGUAAAUACGUGCCUCUCUGUGGGUCUGUUGUAAGCUUCCUCACUCCUCAGCCUCUCUGUCUUUCAUCUCUUCUCUGUCUCGCCGCCUUUCAUCUGAUUUCACAGCCCCGGUUGCUAACUGCUUCGACAGACUAUCUCUCUUGUUUCUCUCAGUUUGCCCGACACUUUGCUCUGUGCGGCCAUCAGCCUCAUGUUCAAAUGGCUCUUCCUUCUGUCGCCCUGCGACAUUGUUUCAGCGCCAUUUCCAGUGAUGUUUGAUGUUUUGUGUGGGUAGCAACAAGACAUUUCUGUCUUAACCCCUGAUACCAUGUUGCCUAGAAUAUAUAUUAAAGGACCAAAUGUUUUAUUUUUUAUUUAUCACAGCUUUAGCUUUCGAACAGAAAAGAAAUAGCUAAUAAUGCUGUCAUGACAAUGAUUUUGAGUGUGGUGUUGAAGGUGAUGAUUGGGAUGAAGAUUUUCUUGAAGGUGUAUAUCUGGAUGUAAGAAUAAAGCAGAUUUAGAUAUCAUCUUGUUGAAUGUGUUAAGGAAUGAGUUUAUUUGUGUGGUUCUCUCCUGCAUGUUUAUUUAAAAUAUUGUUGCAUUAGUCACAGGCAGGAUGUAUGAAAGUAUUAACAACAUAGAAAAUAUUGAUCUAAAAUUGAAUUUUAUUGAUUUGGAAAUGUAUUUCAUUUUAAAUGUUGUUGCUUUUGGUUUAGUUUGUUCAAUGACCUUCAUUAACAUUUUAAAGAUUUAAAACCUGAGCAAUCACUACAAGCUGUUAAUGUUAAAUAAAUAACGGGGUUCAGAAGGUUUAUGGAUUAUCAAGAGGCUAAUAAUAUAUACCACGUGUAUGUUUUUUUAGUAUAGAUUGUAAACUCCCUGCAGGCUGUGAAAACCCUCAAAUUCACAGAAAAGGAGAAACAAGAAUAUGACCUGAGUGUCCUCAGUGGUGGAUCUGGCCCUGGCUGUGAGCACCAGAAACACAAUUUAAUUCCCCUCCAUUGUACUGGAGAGACAGAAAUAUUAUAGACGGAUAUUUUAAACCCUUUAGGCAAAUAAAGCCCAAACUAUCUGCAUGGCUGGAAACCACCAUGCAGCUGUAAAAGAAGUAUUCAGAUCAUUUGGAAACCACCACUGCUUUACAAAUGUGUAUGCAAAUAAAUGUUGUUGCUAUAUACUAGAUCAUUUCACCUCUUUGGCCCUGACCAUGUUGUACAUAUAGAGGAUGAAUAUUUGGUGGAUCUGCUGCCUGAAUUGUGACAAGGGCCCAAC
Molecule: messenger RNA, 9568 nt
Organism: Centropristis striata (black sea bass)
Lineage: Eukaryota; Metazoa; Chordata; Actinopteri; Perciformes; Serranidae
Product: potassium/sodium hyperpolarization-activated cyclic nucleotide-gated channel 2-like
Exons: 9
Coding region: 1460-5947 (1495 amino acids)
Biological process (GO): potassium ion transport; transmembrane transport
Cellular component (GO): membrane
Molecular function (GO): voltage-gated potassium channel activity
Source: RefSeq, a predicted model, not a curated record